Molecule: messenger RNA, 2545 nt
Organism: Notothenia coriiceps (black rockcod)
Lineage: Eukaryota; Metazoa; Chordata; Actinopteri; Perciformes; Nototheniidae
Product: transmembrane prolyl 4-hydroxylase-like
Exons: 9
Coding region: 18-1535 (505 amino acids)
Biological process (GO): peptidyl-proline hydroxylation to 4-hydroxy-L-proline
Cellular component (GO): endoplasmic reticulum
Molecular function (GO): iron ion binding; procollagen-proline 4-dioxygenase activity; L-ascorbic acid binding
Source: RefSeq, a predicted model, not a curated record
GGUCCUUUGGUGCGAAAAUGGAAGACUCUCUGGAAGAUUUACUGGAGCAGCAUGGUGGCGACUGCGGCGACGAGGAUCAACCAUCGGCCCCCGAAGCCAAGUUUCGCUCCAGUCGGAUGAACAUCCAGAGAAGUAGCGUGUGCUCUCGGGCUUAUUUCGUGGUAGUCAUGGUCUUCUUCCAUGUGUACAUCCUGAAUGUGAUCGGCCUGCUGCUGUAUGUGCACUAUAACAACGGGCCCGGGGAACUUGUCAGUGAAGACGGAGCCCCCUCAGCCUCAAUCAGCGACAGAGGAGCCGCUUUGCCCCAUCCUGACCCCGCUGCAAGCGAUCUGCACGUGGAGGACUACAGUCAGAGUGUCGGUCUCCCUCGCAUUGAGGGGAUACGGGUGGGUCAUGUUCAGCAGGUGUCCCUCCUGCCAGACCGAACACAUGAGAUGAGGACGAUGAGCCUGAAACCUCUGCUGUUUGAGAUCCCUGGCUUCCUGUCAGAGGAGGAGUGCCGUGUGGUGGUGCAGCUGGCUCAGCUCAAGGGUCUGAUGGAGAGCCAGACAACAACACCCAGCAAGGAACAAGAGGAGUCCAACCAGCCUCUACUUUCUCUCAGCACAGACGAGGUCUUCAGUCUGUUGGACCUAAACCAGGAUGGGCUGCUGCAGCAUGAGGAGAUUGUGAGUCACUCGCGCUCUCAGGAUGGAACUUGGUUGAACCCAGAUAAUUUACGGCAGAUACUCACCGGACUGGAAGCCUGCCCUACAGGCACGCUGACCUUGGAGGACUUUAGGCUUGUUUAUGAUGUGUCCCAGCGCCCCGGGCAACAGCAAAGCGCGAAGUCCCGGAGUCAGUUCAAACAGAGAAACAAAAAUACGUGGCUUUACCAAGGCCCGGGUUCCCACCAUGUGCUGCAGAGCCUCAGGAACAGACUAAUCAGUCUGACACGGCUGCCUUCCACAUUGGUCGGGCUGAGUGAACCUCUGCAGGUGAUUCGCUAUGAGAACGGAGACUUCAGUAAUGCCCACCAUGACAGCAGCCCUCCUCAAUCAGAGACCACCUGCACACACACACGGAUGGCGGGGAACAAAUCUGCUCUCACAGAGGUCUCUUGCCGGUAUCUUACCAUGUUGUUCUACCUCAGCUCUGUAGAAGAAGGUGGGGAAACCACCUUUCCUGUGGCAGACAACCGUACCUAUGAAGAGCAGGCACUGGUACAAGAUGGAGUUGAUUUGACUGACACUAAGGAGACAUGUGGCAGAGGGAACAUAAGAAUGAAGCCUUCUGUCGGCACUGCUCUCCUCUGGUACAACCAUCUCUCUGACGGCAGAGGUUGGAUGGGUGAGCUGGAUGAGUAUUCCCUGCAUGGCGAAUGCCCAGUCAGGCGUGGUGUGAAGUGGACGGCUAACAGCUGGGUAAAUGUGGACCCAGAUCACCAGCAGCAGGCCCGUUACCAGAGACUAGUUGCUAAAAGACAACAAGCUAAGUCAGGCAUGGAGGAGCAUUACCAACCUCUCUCACACAGUGACCUCCACCAGGAUCUAUAGCCUGGCCUUUUAAAGACCAAACAAAGCAACAAUAAUUUUAAAAUGGAGUCGGUUUUGCAUCUUUGAAGCCAGUGAGGCCUGACAGAUCUUUUUAUAAUGUCGGAUGCUGUAGUCAAAAUGGAAAUUGCACAAAAUAGCAUCCCAGAUAUCUUCUCCUUCCAGGGAAUCUGUCUUGCUUUAGAUCAUGUCUCUCAACCCACCACUUGAAUAUCCACAUCACCUUACACAUAAGCAAAUUCCAUGACAUUAUUAAGUUUGGUGAAUUUAUAUAUAUAUAUACAAUAUAGAUUUGAUACAGAAUUGUGGUAUGCAGAAAAGACUGUUUUGCACAAUUCAUUUAAAAUACAAAAGGGACAACACACUUUUUUUUUUUUUUAAAUGUUCUGCCAUCCUCUCUAAGAUCGCGCCUUAAAUCAAAUAUCACUAAUUCACAAUAGCGUAUAUAUGGGUACCGUGACAUGGUAUCAUUCAUGUCUAAGAGAUAAGCCUGAUUACCUGCCUUCCUUUUAGGUUUACUAGGCAAACUGCCCCUGUUGCAGGUCAGUUUGAUUUACUAUUAACGAAUUGAAGCCUAUUGUUAAAAGCCAUAUCACAAUAUUUAUCUGUGAAUGUGUUCCUGAGGGAAAUCUUUGUGAGAUAAUUUACGUCUGUUCUGUUCUUCAGUUUCAAGAGUAAAUGAUCUUCUAUCGUGAAUGUUAUUUAUGAGAGUUUGCCACAUAGACUGUUUUUGACUGGACAUUGUUUGUCACACUGGCUGUGGGAGGCAAGUCUUUCUGGUGUGAUUUAAACUUAAGGUCUUUCAUAUUCAGACUAUUGUUUUUCUUAUCCACAUAACUCAAAAAUAUUUAUUUAUUUGUGAUUUAUUUAUUUGAGUUUUAUUUAUUAAUGCCAUUUGGUGGUUUAAGUUAAAGUAUGCAUAUUUAUUACAGCUUGAUGUUGCACUGAACCUUUGACUGUAUUUGACUGUAUUUGUUCUACAUUAUCAAACAUAUAAAGCAAUGUUUUAUUAA